GGCCAAUGUAAAUUCUUUAGUGGCACGUGACCAACUCGUCUCGCUGAUCGCCUCGUCCUCUCUUCGGAAGUCACGUUGCUUAAAACCAUGCCGUUUCAGCAAGGGUAUGGCCCACGCCCAACAAGACCGCGGUAUGAAGACACCAGCAGCCCAAAUCCAGAGCAGUUCCGAAAGUUGUUCAUUGGUGGACUGAGCUAUGACACUGAUGAAAAGAGCCUUCGAGCACAUUUUGAAAAAUGGGGUGAAAUUACUGACUGUAUUGUGAUGAGGGAUCCAAACACAAAAAGAUCAAGAGGGUUUCGGUUUCAUCACAUAUAAAGAAGCAUCACAACUGGAUGAAGCCCAGAAAAACCGACCCCACAAGGUUGAUGGUCGAGAAGUAGAGACAAAACGGGCCAUGCCUCGUGAUGACCCCAUCAACCAACAGAGUGUCCAAAAAAUGUUUGUAGGUGGGCUGAAAGAUGACACCACAGAAGAAAUGGUGCGUGAAUGUUUUGGGGGUGACAUCGAGAGUGUAGAAAUGAUCAAAGACAAAACAACUGGAAAGUCACGUGGCUUCUGCUUUGUCACAUUUUCCGAUGCUGACACAGUCGACAAACAUGUUUUGAAAAAGCAUUAUGAACUGAAUGGUCGUCGUGUAGAGGUGAAAAAAGCUUUCUCCAAGUCUGAAAUUGGAUUUGGCCGUAAUGACUAUGGAAACUAUGGUCCUGGAAAUUACGGUGGUAGUGGAGGAUUUGGUGGUGGUGGAGGUGGUGGCUACGGAGGCUAUGGACCCAGCAGAGGUGGUUAUGGUGGUGGCAACUAUGGUGGUCAAGGGGGUUAUGGUAGCCAAGGCUGGAACCAAGGUGGUGGCUAUGGGGACUAUGGCUAUGGAGGUCAAGGAGAGCGUGGUGGCUGGGGAAAUCAGAACUACAAUGCGUACAACAACAACUAUGGUGGGGGACCCGUGAGAGGUGGUGGCUAUGGAGGUGGUGGCAGCUACAAUCGACGAUAAUUAUUCAUAGCCAUCGAAUGGGGACUUUCUUCAAGGCAGGCUCACACAAACCAGGCAGGCAGAACAGCAUACUAGCUUCAGAAGUCUGUAGACGUCACCAAGGGGACGGUCAUCGUCCCUUGCGGCUGCGUGCACAUAAGUAGGGAGUGCGAGCCAGACACUGCUGCGCCUGACUGCCACUUGUUUGUGAUUGGUCUAUAUCCUGCCACAGACACUGCUCUCCCUUUGUUCUACCUCAGGCCCUGCUCCAGUUGAGUCUACAGCUGGCCCAGCCCGGUCUGGCCUGGCCUGGCGGGCCCUGCCCACACCAACUGUAGCAUGGAGAUACUGCACUGCUGCUAAAACUAAUAACGUGGUCCAAGUGUGUGUCUGCCCCACACUGUGCUGGUUCUGUGGUAUUUCCGACAGAAGCACCGUAGCCUCACUUCUUUGUAAAGAUAAAACAAAUUCUAAAAGCAGGCAAAAUUUCAAAAAAAGACUAAAGAAUUCACCUUAUUUUUUUUACGCUGAAAAGAAACAAGACUGGUUGGACCCAAUAAAAUGCAUGUUCAUUUUUCUGUUAACUUCUAAGACCACUUUGUCAUGUAUAGACAUUUAAAAAGCUUACGGACAUCCAUUGAUCCCAUACUCAUGUUUGAAGCCAGGCUAAGUGAGAGCUAGAAUUUUAGGUGAUGCAGUGGGGCAGAACUAGUUUAGAGGGAUAAUAAAGCAGGUGAAGUCAGGACAGUUGGUGGGGGUGGAUAGAAAGCCUUACAGGGCUGUAGGGAAUUUAAAAUAUUUUAGGCACAACUAUGGCAGACUGUGUGUGCCUAGAGCAAUGUGCUGUUGAGAAAACAGUGCUUGGCUUUGUGCACACACGGAGACAGGCAAGGCAGCGAGGGAUGGCAGCUAGCCCAAGUGGGCCUGGCCUUUUGGUCAAGGACCAGAGGGGGUCGCUUCUGCUCUUUACACUCACUUCCCAGCCUUUGUCAGAACAAGCUAGGACCCAGGCUCAUGCUGAGCCGCUUUGGAGAAGUCUCUUAACAAAUGAUACAAAAACACAGACUACACCCUUGUCGCGUUUCCAGCUUUUUUUUUUUUCAAAUACAGAUGUCUAGUUUAUUGGAGUACUGGUGUCAAGAGUGAUUUUGUUAUACAUGUCUAGCAGCCAAGGAUUUUUUUAUAGUCCUUUUUUUUUUAAAUGUUGUAAAAGGGAUUAUGUAGGUUAUAAUGAUGGCUGGAUUAUAAAUAUAUAUACACAUUAUACUAUACACCUGUUAGCUUAGGUUAAGUGUUAUUUUACUCUUUGUGCAUUGACAGUUAAGUACAUCAGGGAAAUGAGAUGCCUAUGUUCUAUUUUACAUCAACACUCAAGUUGUUACUGUGUCGGUAUUGUGAAUAACGACAUCAUUCAUGCGUCAUCAUUUCCAUCAACGGAUCUAUUAAAGUUGAUGUGAUGUACAGAAAA
This is a messenger RNA of Pomacea canaliculata, 2441 nucleotides long. Its product is annotated as heterogeneous nuclear ribonucleoprotein A2 homolog 1-like. Gene Ontology annotation, biological process: positive regulation of mRNA splicing, via spliceosome. NCBI's taxonomy places the organism in Eukaryota, Metazoa, Mollusca, Gastropoda, Architaenioglossa, Ampullariidae. The transcript is spliced from 10 exons. Bases 398 to 994 code for a protein of 198 amino acids. Gene Ontology annotation, molecular function: mRNA 3'-UTR binding; poly(U) RNA binding; poly(G) binding. The record is from RefSeq and is a predicted model, not a curated record.